ACACCAACCAAAACAAAUUGUCAGUGUGUUAAAGAAAAGCUUUGCUUCUGAAACGUAAACACACUAUUAACCAAAUUCACCACCGAUCUUCGAUUCUUUUUUGCGCUUUCUUCAGGUUUUCUCCGCCGCUCUCUCGUGUUGCACAACAAUGGCGUCGGCGAACAGAGAGAUGGCUGUGUACUGUUUCGACACUUUGGUCUCUCACUACAACGAUGAAGACUCUCCUCCACCUGCCUUUGACGACGCCAAUCACCCAUUGUUUGUCACCUGGAAGAAAAUUGUGAAUGGUGGGGAGCCUCGUUUGCGUGGAUGUAUUGGUACGCUUGAAGCACGCCGCUUGAUCAGUGGCUUCAAGGACUACGCCUUGACCAGUGCCCUGAGGGAUCGUAGGUUCCCACCAAUCCAACCGAAAGAACUGCCGUUUCUGCAAUGCACGGUGUCUGUCCUCACUGAUUAUGAAGAUGCAGAGGAUUAUCUUGAUUGGGAGGUGGGAACGCAUGGUAUAAUCAUUGAAUUCACUGAACCUGUGACUAAUAUAAAGCGAAACGCCACAUAUCUCCCUGAGGUGCCAGCUCAUGAAGGCUGGACAAAGAUAGAGGCAAUAGACUCGCUGGUGCGUAAAGCUGGAUACAAUGGGGAAAUAACUGAGGCAGUGCGUAGGCGAAUCCAGCUAACAAGAUACCAGAGCACAUUAUUCAGCAUGCAUUAUAGUGAAUACCUUUCAUACGUGAAGGCCACAAGAGGCCUUGUCCCGGCUAUUAAUGGGACCAGCAAGCCCUUUUCCUGAUUUGCACCACCAAACUCCUGCCAAUGGGUGCGAGAUUGGUCCUGUUUGGGACCUCUCCUAAUUUAUCAUUGUAUUUGUGGUUCGAAACUGUAAUGCUCUCUCUGAUUUCAUCUUCAAAGAGACAAGAUUUGGCUGUUUCACCAUUGUCUGAAACGCAACCUCACCAUUUCUAAUGAAGUUCAUCGUUUUAUC
Molecule: messenger RNA, 979 nt
Organism: Brassica oleracea var. oleracea
Lineage: Eukaryota; Viridiplantae; Streptophyta; Magnoliopsida; Brassicales; Brassicaceae
Exons: 6
Coding region: 149-787 (212 amino acids)
Source: RefSeq, a predicted model, not a curated record